Molecule: messenger RNA, 5839 nt
Organism: Plectropomus leopardus (leopard coralgrouper)
Lineage: Eukaryota; Metazoa; Chordata; Actinopteri; Perciformes; Serranidae
Gene: ano5a
Product: anoctamin 5a
Biological process (GO): chloride transmembrane transport
Cellular component (GO): plasma membrane
Molecular function (GO): protein dimerization activity; chloride channel activity
Source: RefSeq, a predicted model, not a curated record
GGGUGAAGCAGGACAGCCUGGCGAGCAGCCUGUUUGGACUAGCCGAGGCGUCUCUGAAGAAGACGACUGUGAAGGAGGACAGCUUGGAGUUCCAGCGUGGAGAGGCAGGACAGAAAAAUCGACUGGCUUAGAAUAACUUGGUGUACAUGAGGACCGAAGGACACGUUUUGGGCACACGAGAGACUCAACAUGCACCGAAUAACGGGGAAAGCCGGAGGGGACAGUUUGAUUGAGAUGAGCCCAUCUGACUCUUUCAAUGAUGAUAUCAAUGGCUACCAUCAAAAUGCGUCAGCCAGCGCAGGAUCCUUCCAGCAGGGACAAUCAGAGUCUCCUUUAACACCUGAUGUGUGUGUAGAGACCUGUGAGUCUCUCAACACCAGCCUGGCCUCCCUGGCCCCGUCUGACCACAGCGACAGUCCGCAUUUUGAGGAUCAGACCUUAGAGCGAAUCAAUGCUUUGACUGGGCUGGCGAGAAAGCGGGCGCUAUUCCUGAAGUUUCGUUCCAGGAUUGACAAACAGCAACACAGUAAGGACUCCGUGUUCUUCCGUGAUGGACUGCGCAGGAUUGAUUUUGUCCUGUCCUAUGUUGACGAUAAAGACGGUGAGAGGAAACAGGAGAGGAGGAAGGUGUAUGAGGCUAAUCUAGUGAAUGUCGGCCUGGAGCUGGAAACUGAAGAUAAAUCGGAGUCAGAAGAUGGAAAGACUUACUUUGUGAAGAUCCACGCUCCAUGGGAAGUUUUGGCCACCUACGCAGAUGUGCUGAAGAUCAAGGUGCCAUUCAAGGCCAAUGACAUCCCAGACACCAAGGAGAUGCCCAUGAACUGGCUGUCCACCCCCUUUCGUCUGCCGGAGCACGUCAUGCACCCCGAGCCAGACUAUUUUACAGCUCCCUUCAACAAGAGCAAGACUGACUUCUUCCUCAUUGAUGACAAAGACACGUUCUUCCCGCCAUCAGUUCGCAACAGGAUAGUCUUCUACAUCCUGUCCCGCUGCUCGUACUACAGGGAUGAAUGUGCAGAUAAAGACAAGAAAGGGAUCAAGAGGUUACUCAACAAUGGCACCUACACUGCUGCCUUCCCCCUGCAUGAUUGUAGAUACACAACAAGAUCGAGGGAUGCAAACUGCGAAAGUGAGAGAUACAAUCUUUACAAACACUGGGCCAGAUUCUUUUGUUUCUUCAAGGAGCAGCCCCUCAAUCUCAUAAGGAAGUAUUAUGGGGAGAAGAUAGGUAUUUAUUUUGCGUGGCUGGGCUUCUACACUGAGAUGCUGCUGUUUGCUGCAGUAGUCGGGACUAUUUGUUUCAUUUACGGAUUCCUCACCUACGAUGACAAUGAAUGGAGUAAAGAAAUAUGUAAUCCUGAUACUGGAGGCAAAAUCAUCAUGUGCCCACUGUGUGACAAGAAAUGUGGCUACUGGAAACUCAACUCAACAUGCAACUCCUCCUGGCAAUCGCACCUAUUUGACAAUGUGGCAACAGUGUUUUUUGCCAUAUUUAUGGGAAUAUGGGUGACACUGUUCCUGGAGUUCUGGAAGAGGCGGCAGGCUCGUCUCGAGUACGAGUGGGAUCUGGUCGACUUUGAGGAGGAACAACAGCAGCUGCAGCUUCGGCCAGAGUACGAGACCAAGUGCACCAACCGCAAGCUGAACCGCAUCACUCAGGAAACGGAGUGGGUUCUUGACAGGACUGCUACAGAUAUAAUGGGGAAGUUGUUGCUGUGCUGGGCCACCGUGUUGCUCUGGAUCUCAUUGAUCAUUGCCUGCAUCAUUGGGGUGAUAGCGUACCGCCUGGCGGUAUACGCAGCCUUCGCCAGCAUCAUGAAGGACAAUCCCACCUCCCACCUGCAGGUGGUUGGCCCCUACAUCACGCCACAGCUGGCCACCUCUGUCACCGCCUCCUGCAUCAACUUUGUCAUCAUCAUGAUCCUCAACCUCAUGUAUGAGAGAGUGGCUGUUUGGAUCACUGACAUGGAAAUUCCCAAAACCCACAUGGAGUAUGAGAACAAACUGACGGUGAAGAUGUUCCUCUUCCAGUUUGUCAACUACUACUCUUCCUGCUUCUACGUGGCUUUCUUUAAGGGCAAGUUUGUCGGCUAUCCUGGAAAAUAUGAAUACAUGUUUGGCAGCAAACUCAGGAAUGAAGAGUGUGACCCUGGUGGCUGUUUGAUUGAGUUGACCACCCAGCUGGUGAUAGUGAUGACUGGUAAACAGGUGUGGGGCAACAUCCAGGAGGCGCUGGUCCCGUGGCUGAUGAACUGGUGGGGCAGCAGGAAAGCACGAAACCACCCAGAGAGUCUGUACAGCCGCUGGGAGCAGGACCACGACCUGCAGGGCUUUGGACAACUGGGUCUCUUCUAUGAGUACCUGGAAAUGGUGAUCCAGUUUGGUUUCAUCACUCUGUUCGUCGCCUCCUUCCCCCUGGCACCCCUGCUGGCACUCUUCAACAACAUCAUCGAGGUUAGAGUGGACGCCUGGAAGCUCACCACUCAGUUCAGACGUCCUGUGGCAGCCAAGGCCCACAGCAUCGGAGCCUGGCAGGAAAUCCUCAACGGGAUGGCCGUGCUCUCUGUGGUCACAAAUGCGUUCAUUGUGGCCUUCACCUCUGAUAUGAUACCCCGGCUCGUGUACAUGUACGCCUACCAGCCAGAUGGUGAGAUGAAUAUGAAAGGCUACAUAAACAAUAGCCUGUCUGUGUUUAAUAUCUCCGAGAUCCGGCUGGCCAACAGGCCCGAUGACGGAGAGAGCCCUUCCUGGUUCAACAGCUCCAUCACUACCUGCAGGUAUCGUGAUUACCGCUACCCUCCCGGCCAUGAGAAGCAGUACUCCCACACGAUGCAGUUCUGGCAUAUUCUGGCUGCCAAGCUGGCUUUCAUCAUCAUCAUGGAGCACGUCGUGUUCCUGGUCAAAUUCUUUGUGGCCUGGAUGAUCCCCGAUGUCCCCACUGAAGUGAGGGCUCGGAUAAAGAGAGAGCGCUACCUGGUUCAGGAGUAUCUCCACAACUAUGAAGUGGAGAAGCUGAAGAUCCAACUCAGCCAGAACGGCCACAAUGACUGUACCUGCACGCCCAUGAUCUACCCGUCUAUCAAGCAUGAGGUGCUGUCAGAGUGCCUCUAGCCCAGAGAGCUGCUGGUCAAUCAGCCGGGCAUGAUGGGAGGACACAGUGAUGUAGAUUUCCCUGCUCGUGUAUCAUGAUACUGAACACCACUUCGCAGUAGUGCCUGUUGAUUGUGCAGCACACACACACAAAUUAAACAGCUAGAGGCUUCCUCAUUUCACAGCCAUCCCUCUCGUACUAAUCUGCUGAUAGUGGACGUGCACACCGGUGAAAAAGUCUUUGCGCAUGUUGAAACACGCAUUUAAACCUCUGUCUCAUAUUUAUGGCUCUUCACUCUCUAUGUUGUAAGUGCUGAUGGUAAUCAACAUCUGCUGUAAGAAAAGAAACUCUUUUACACUGUGUCUAAGCCAGACAACUUCCUCUUAUUUUUAUAUAUACGACUAUUUAUUUAAGUGCCACUAUGAGUAACCAAAGACUAGAUGCCUUAAUAUAUCACACACUCAUUGUUGGUUCUCUCUGCCACUAGAAUAACAUAUGAUAUCAUCUAGAAACUGGGAGCUUGCUUAUUAUGGGGCUCUGAGUGUUUUGAUCUUUGUAUGCACAGCUGUAUGAAAUGUUCCAGUAUCAUACUGUUAAGUUUAUGUUUAACUCAAUUUUUUAUUUUUUUUUCAUAGUUACAGCAACAAAUGUGUGUCACUUCAUUGUCAGUUAAUAGGCUGGUAAUAUUUUGCUGGAAAGGGGGACUACGCCCAUUUUCAAAAUUCAUAUGUUGUUCUAAAGGUCUCAAACAGUCCAAAAAUAGUAGUAAACAUGAACAACCCUCCAAAAUCCAAAAACCAGAGUGCUAAACCUUGAAUUUGUGAUGUUAUGAGGUAUAAAAUCUCACUGCUCCACAAACAAUGAAUUGGGAAAGAUGUUCUAGAUCAGAGGUCUUCAGUGUUUUUUAGGCCAGAUGGAUGGAGUGUAGUUGCAUCAGGGAUAAUGUGUAGCUGUAGCUUCCCAGUCAGCAGCAGUUAUAGCAUAGCUAGGUGCGUUAGCCUCACCCUCUGCAUAUUCACAAAUGGCUUCUGAGGUGGACGGCAUGCCAGUCUAUUACUUGAAAAAUUACAAAACGAUCCACUUUGGCUCAGAAAAAUGUCUUACACUAUGAAUAAUAAUAAAGCUAAUCGGCCAGUAUGUUUCAGUAGUGUGUUAGUGUUAACUAACUGUUCACCUUGCCUUUGUGGAUGAGUGCAGUUAAGUGAUAAAGUGUUAACUAGCUCUAUCAUGAAGUUGUGUCCUGUUAACUGAAUGGGGUUAUUUUAUGUAUAGGCCCCCAUCAGUAACACUCAGGACCACCUAGGGGGCGCGGACCCCCUGUUGAAGACCUAGACUCUAGAUGACACUGAGAGCACACAGGGGAAUGUUCUGAGUACAUGGGUACAUUUUCGGUUUUAAAACUGAGAACAUUAUAUCUCAUUCGGGUAUAUAAAAACAAAAAUUCUGUGGCUCCACAAAAUCAGACUCCCAUUCGUUGUCAGUGGAGCAGCUCCAGAUUUUAUACACUAUGACACCAGAAGUUUACUUUUGUGGUUUUUGACUUGGACAUAGAUUAGCUCAUGUUCACAAAUAUUGAUUGAACUUCCCUAGGCUGUUAAAAUAUCAUGUACAGUUUUUAUUUAGGUGGUGUUCCCCUUUAAUCUCAUAACAGCCCAACGGUUUCUCCAGGCCUAAAUCUGACGUGAAGUAGCCUUUUUUUUGAAGACAUAUCUGUGCAGCUGUUAGUACUGUGAGUAAGGGCAGAUUUUGUCCUGCAAAAGGCCAGUUGUUUAGCAGCAGCAGCUGGUGCAUGUUGACUGUUGACAGUCCUGUUGAGAAAAGAAAAAGCCCUGAGAGAGUGAAGAGAUCCCUUUUUAAUGUGCCUCUGUUUACCAACAUAUCGGCGCUAAUGAAAGCCUGCCCCUACCUACUGAACUAUGUUUGCUCCAUUACACAAAGCACGUCAGCCAUCACCCAGUUCUUGUGCUCCUCGUUUCCUCGCUUGUCUGCAUUGAGAGGGAAAGAUACACAUUUUUUUUUUUUUAUUUUGCACAAAGCACUUAAUGAAACCUGACAACAGAGACAUAAACAUGUCAGUGUAAUUGUCAUGACACUACGUGUUCAUAAUCAGUGUUUUGAAGCAGAAGUAUGUGAUAAUCUGUGUUUAUUUAAAUGGAACAAGUCGCUAUAGGUGAGAUGGAGAAUUUGAUAUUUAUAUCGAGCUUAAAUAACCAACAAGGAAAAAAGAUGUAGCUUUUUGUUUUAAUAUUAUAUGAAGGACAUUUCAUGUUUAUUUGGCUGCCUAUGUAGAAAUAUGUGAGAAGUAUCUUUGUUGAACUAAUCUAAUUUAGAUAAAAUAGCUGGCUGGCUGUGCUAAAAAAAACUCAGGCAACUAAAUGUGUUUGAGAUGCAUGUAGACGUGACCGCGUAGCCGAAAGCGACGUUGGACUGAUCCAGUUUGCCUUUUUCAUGCUAUUCGCUCAGCUAAACUAUUGCCUGUUGAUGCCUUAAUACGUCUAAUACCUUGUGUUUUCUGUUUUUUUUUUCCCUGUAUAUCUUUUUUUAUGUCUUCUUCUUGUUAUGUUGUAGUUAAAAUAUUUUAUUUUAUACUGUUACCAUGCUUUGAAAAAAAGGUGAACCUGUUUACUGUAUGCUUAAAGUUACAAUUUCAUGUUUUCAUUAUUUCUUUCUGUCAUUUUUGUAACUGUCUUGUAUCCAAAUGCGUAAACAAAGAAAAAAACUCCAAAAUAAAGAAGCAGUUAAACUUGA